Molecule: messenger RNA, 1778 nt
Organism: Hermetia illucens (black soldier fly)
Lineage: Eukaryota; Metazoa; Arthropoda; Insecta; Diptera; Stratiomyidae
Product: prolactin regulatory element-binding protein
Exons: 5
Coding region: 1-1332 (443 amino acids)
Biological process (GO): protein secretion
Cellular component (GO): endoplasmic reticulum membrane
Molecular function (GO): protein binding; guanyl-nucleotide exchange factor activity; GTPase activator activity
Source: RefSeq, a predicted model, not a curated record
AUGGCACCGACACGCCGUCCAAAUGAUGGCCUCUUGGCCCGUGUGAAUUUCCCUUUGUACGCGGUGGAAAUGCUAACGAGUCGUCAUGUCUUGGUAGCCGGUGGCGGAGGCUCGAGUAAAACGGGCGUUGCAAAUGGUUUCGAAAUAUACGAAAUAUAUCACAAUGGGUCACGAUUCGUCGCCGAAGAAGUGAUUCGUCAUGAAACUGGUCCAAGUGUUGUUAUGAAUUUCGCUGUAAAAAAUGAUGGACGUCGUUCAUUUAUUGUGGCCGGACAGGAGGCCCACUGCCAACUAUACUAUGUAAAUCCUAGAGUAGUAUCUAUGACUGAUGGGGAGGAGGCUGGUGAGAAAAAAACGACCGGCCGAACAGUGAGAUUAUCAGAAAAUGGUAUUCGUCGUCGACACAAUAGUGUGAAUAAUCCAUCGGGGGUGGAAGAGGUCAAAGCCAACGGAGUAGCUGGUGACCAUAACGAUGUUAAUGCCAAUUUAAAACGAAUUGAAUUCGAUAUUAAGCCCGGAGACUCGAUACAAACGGAUUUCCUAACAAAUGAGCCCAUUCAGAGGGUUGUUCGAAUUAGUCCUGAUGGAAAGUUGAUGGCAACGGGUGGAACUGAUGGAUAUAUAAGAAUUUGGUCGUUUCCGAAAAUGGGAAAAAGUUCAGAGAUUGAAGCUCAUUCAAAAGAACUCGAUGACAUAGAUUUCAGCCCGGACUCAAAACAUUUAGUUUCAAUAGCAAAAGAUGGUCAAGGCAUUGUUUGGGAUGUAAAAUCACAACAGAAACUUUUCCAAUUAUCCUGGAACCCACCGGAUGGUGCUAAAUAUCUAUUCAAAAGAUGUCGCUAUGCAGUCUCAGAAGGCAAACAAAACAAAUCCCGACUGUUUACAAUAUCAAACCCGUUGGGUAAAGUUGGGAAACAGCGUGGUUACUUGCAACAAUGGAAUUGUGAAGACGGGCGUUUAAUAAAUUGCGUUGGAAUCGAUGAGAGCCUUUCGUCGAUGACAGUGCGCGAUGAUGGACGUUUUAUAGCAGUCGGGACCAUGUUCACCGGAUCUGUCUCGAUUUAUAUUGCAUUUAGUUUACAGCGAGUUCUCCACAUUCCUAAUGCUCAUUCGAUGUUUGUUACCGGUUUGGUAUUUUUGCCAAUCACAAAUCAAGAGGGCCCACCAAUCUCAAGUAGUUCAGAAGCAGCUGUUUUAUCUAUUUCUGUUGACAACAGAGUCUGCAUUCAUAGUCUCCAAUAUAGACAUACCCUACCGGCCUGGGUGGCGAUCGUUCUUAUAAUUGUGAUUUUAUUUUUGGCGUUCAUGUUGUGCUCAUAUCUGGGAAUAUGAACGCAUGAAUGAACGAAAUAUAAGUGUAAAUAAAAUAUAUGGAGAGGAAGAAUCGAUUAGAAAGUGCUAUAAAACGAAACAGACGUUAAGACUUGGCCUUUGGUCAUUGUUGUCCGAAUAUGUACCAUCACGAUAACCAAACACAAAAACAGACAUUAAAUAUCUAUUUUUAUUCUCACCAAGUUCUCGUUCUACCCAAUACUUUCUUAAACUAAGGUGAAACAGUACAUUGUAAGUGAAUCACGGACUUCAGUUCUUUAUUUUUGUCUAAGUUAUUAGUACCUUGAACUUGUCAUGCAUUUUACAUGAAACAAAAAUAUAAUUAGUGUAAAGCGAAAGUUUAUGUACGUACGUUGUCUACGAUUUUGUUUUCUGACUUGUACUUUGAUUCAUUAGGAAAAGUUUAAAUCGGCAUUAAAGAAAAUAAAAAUAUUGCGGCGAACGAA